AUGCAUAUCCUUCAAACUCUUCUGAUUUGUGCCGCGGUCAUCCAGGCUUUGGCUGAUCUCCCCUCGAGGCAUGUCACAACUGAGUCUGAUGUUGAGAUCCGUAGCAAGUCUACUGGCGGAAGUUAUUUCAUGUUCCCUCGCGUGCCAGCUUGUGACCCCAAGAACAAGCAAUGCAUCCAAUGCCCUACGACCAAAUUUACUAAAGGGAAGAGAGGUCUUAAAAAGGGAAUGAGUUCAAACAAGCAUACCUCGAGCAGAGGCAAGCCCAAGGCCGCGACUCCACAACCCGUCAACGCGAAAAAAGUCAACAAAGCCAACGGUGCUGCCAAUGCCAACGCAAAAUCCAAGCCCAAGCCCAAGAGAUCGAACAAUGAGCUUAUGGAAAAGCACUCAGAUGCCAGAAAGAUGAGGAGUCGCUCAAGGUAUCUUGCUGGCCGCAUGGGAAAAUCCUCACUUGCUCGGAGCGUAUUCCCUCGUGUAGACUUUCCGGAGGAUCAGGUGAAUGCUAACGGUCCAUGGGAAGAGGGCGACCAGAUCACCAUACUUAAUUCUCAAAAAUGCCUCUCGAUAGUGGUUUUGGAGAGAAAUAGGUACCAAACGCUCAACCUCAAACCGCAAGAUCCAAAUGACAAAACACCAAGCUUCGAAUAUGUCAAGAACUUUUUGAUUGGUCACGGCGUAUUGGAUGCAAGAACCAUAAAGCCAAAGAAAGCAUUCGCUUAUCUGGUUGUUCCAACUGCCAUAAGGCAAUCGUCAAACUCUUUAUACACGACAGCGUUCGAGCAAGUUGCCCUUACAGUCAUGGAAUGCAAACCGAUCGAGCUCAAAACAGGCAGGCCACAGAACGUUCGUAUCACUAACUCAGGUGGCAAUGCGUUUAACUUUCAACAUGAGAUUCUCGGCGGAACGGCUAGUUGA
Messenger RNA from Clonostachys solani, 918 nucleotides. NCBI's taxonomy places the organism in Eukaryota, Fungi, Ascomycota, Sordariomycetes, Hypocreales, Bionectriaceae. The record is from the annotation of a GenBank genome assembly.